CAUUUUUUCGGCAGAGAAGUGGUCAUGACGCUGCGGAACAAUCUUAUACAAAACUACGCUUAUUGACCGCACUACUAGCGGCGAUCAUUUUUGAGAAAAAUGUCCGACGAGCCUCCGUAUCCUGUGCAAAAGUAUCGUACUCGUAGUAAUCGCAGUCAUGCUUGACAAAUCUCCUGCCCAAGGCCAAUCAGCAUGACAAACUCCAUUUGUAAUGCUGAGCGAAUCUGUAUUGCAAUUACUACUAGUACGAUACUUUUGCAGUGCAUACUCCGCCGCCGGCGGAAGAGGCUCCGGCGGAGGCCCCCGUACAACCGGCUGAGGCUGCUAUACCAGAAGAAGCGGCACCGGCGGGCGACGCGCCGGCAGCAGAUGAAACUGCCGCUGCUUCCCCGACAGGUGACGCAGCUGCACCCGCGGAAGCCUCGGUUGCGGAGACAUCAGUGGCAGAUGCCGGCACACCCGGGACCGACGCCCCGGCAACCGGCUCGGUUGCCCUCGCGGGCGGGCUGGGGGCGUUGCGAGCGGCGUCGAAGCUCAUGCGACGGACUAGUGCGGGUAAUCGCGUGUGGACCAAGGGACAGCGAGUCAGCGUAGAUUUGAGCUCGGCGCAGGGGUCAAAGGUAGUAGAACUUGUUUUUCAUCGUGCUCACAAAUGGAAGUUACUUGCAGAGGAGCAGUUUGAAUGAAGGAAGUCAUUUCAUAGUGAUGCGAGUUCUAUUGUACUGCUUGAUGUACAUACGAUGAUAUGCAAGAAAUAAAAAACAUCAAACAGGACCAGCCAGACGCGGAGGCGGCGCGACUGAGAGCCAAAGAGGCAGAAAUUACGUACGUCGAUGGAGAGGGUGAGUUGAAAACUGUGUUGCGCGACAAGGAUCAACUGCCUAUGCAGAUUAUGCAUCGCAAAUAUGUCUGGGUCUGAAUUUUGGAUAGUGCAAAUAUCUGCGUUGCACGAUCUCGACCAAAAGCUGUCCACUUUUGACCAAGUAGCUGAGAGGGAGUUUCUCAUGCAGACGAGGCAUGAUAGAGGUCAGACAGAAUCUGUCAUGCUGGGUCAUGUAUGACAGACCGAGGUCCUGGAAGACCUGCAUGACAAGUCUUCCAACCUUCCAGACCCAGACAUAUUUGCAUUUGAUACAGAUCUCCAGUUUCGAGCGGGUGGAUGGUUUCGACUUUACCCUGGCAAAGGUAUCUAUCUUCACUGCUUCUCGAGUAGAUCCUUCGUGUUCAACAACUUGUCUUGCAGAGUAUGCAUUCUUACGAGGUUUUGUCAUGCGGGAAGCGCAUUAUUGAAAUAGAAAUACUUUUUUCACAAAAACAGAAUUCCACCUGGGUGUCCGGCACUGAAGUUGCGUUUAUCAACGGCCACUCCGUGAUUCUGUACGACGUCGUAUCCGAGGAGCAGAGAAUACUUCACGGCAAGGACAGUGGUGGCGUUGGGGCGGUGCAGAUCUCGCCUGACGGCGCCUACUUGGCCAUCGCGGAAAGCAGUAUGGUUUUUGUUUCGAUUCUGCUGUUGCAUAAAUUCUGAAGAGCAGGAUCGUUCUUGAGCCGCAUGCACGGAUGCUGUACCAUGCAACUACGCAAAGAAGGAUCUAUCAGCAUGAUUUUUGUACCAAACAUCUAUCAGGUAUCGAGCCCCUCGAGCAGCCGCCAAGGAUAUUUAUCUACCAAUUCCAGACCAUGAAGGUGCACCGGGUACUGCGGAAGUGUUCUGAAAAGGGCUACGUCGGCGUUUCCUUUUCCCCGCACAACGAGGAUCAGCUGGCGUCCCUCGGGGCGUUUCCAGAUUACUUGUUGACGGUGUGGAACUGGAAGGCGGAAAAGAUCAUGCUGAAGUGUAAGGCGUACGGGCAGGACAUCUUCCAGGUACGAUGGGGCCAGUUCCCCGGGCAGCUCGUCACCACCGGUGUCGGGCACAUAAGGUUCUGGAAAAUGGCGACCACCUUCAGUGGGCUCAAGUUGCAGGUAUAGUAGUGGAGCUUUUUGUCAUGUUGAUGAUGUUGGGAGAAGUUCGUUGUUGCACCAUCAUUUUUUAUUUUUUCCGUGUGUAAAGAUGUUGCACAUCGCAACUGGUUUUAGUACUAUUUUUACAAUUUAUUUUGCACGACUAAAAUAAAAAUUAUCCCUCAGGGCGCCCUGGGUAAGUUUGGUGGAACGGAGCUCUCCGAUAUUCAAGGCUACGUGGAGCUGCCCGACGGAAAAAUCGUGACGGGGUCCGAAUACGGCAAGCUGCUGUUGUGGGAGGGAGUUUUCGUCAAGUGCGAGUUUGUCGACACGGAGGGGAAAAACGCCCACGUGGGCAAUCUGAACGUGGUGUUCCUGGACGAGGAUAAAUAUGCAUUGCAAAUAUGUCUGGGUCUGGAAACUGGGAACUUGUAAUGCUGGCCUUACAUUCCUGUGAAAUCUGUAUGCAUGACCAGCAAAAGUCGCAGCGUCUCUGAUCAUACGAAAGCGCAGUUUGUCAUGCGGAGUGCGCAUGAGAAAGCGUUCUGCAAACUUGUCAUGCUCUCCUGCAUAAGGAAGUGUCUUCAACAUGCACAUGUUCGCAUUACAAAUUUCCAGACCCAGACAUAUUUGCAUGUGAUAACAAAAAUCUGAAGACAAAAUACGUCGUCUCCGCGGGCGAAGACGGGUUCAUAAGGUGGUGGCCGCUUUUGGAAAUCGACGCAGCGGAGGCGGAUUACGAUUCAGGUAUACUUAUACUACAGCUGGGAGUGUUUUUUUUUAAUUGCAGGUUUCUUUGCGUGAAAUAAAACUUUCCGUUGAAAAAACGCGAAUCACGAGGGUGUGCUUACUUUUAUGCGAUCCUUCACAGCAAUCACGCAAAGAGUCUUUUUUUGCAUCAAAGAAUUGAAACAAAUCGUGAAAACCCCAGGCUCCUUGAACGUCACAAUCCCUUGCGUGAAGGAAAUCGAAGUGCCGCACUCGCCUAUCCAGAAGGAAGAUUUGCUCGGGUUGUUCUUCUUUGUGGGAAGAAAUUUGCAGAUCAGGUUUAGUUCAUUUUCGCGGUGGGAAUCGAAACGCUUUGAACACAAAGACCUUGCAUGUAGUCUACGAUUUUGUUUUCACUUGCCAUUUUAAGUCGGGAAAAUUUCGAUGCGAAUCAUUGCAAUAUGCACGAAGGGAGAAAAGAAUGCAUGCGUUUUUUCAAAAAGUGAAGUUUUGCUGCACAGUGAUUGUACUAUCAACAGGAAGAUACCCCAGUUUUUUUCCCUUUCCAUACCUCCUUACCCGGCCUCCAUUCAGUCCCUCGCGGUGAGCAAAGACAAAACCAGGUGGGUGAUACAGGACGACAAGAACGGAAUUCUCUGGCACUACAACGUGGGCACCAACGAGUUCAAACAACUCUUGAAAUCGCACUCGGGCCCGAUUUCUUCCGUCGUCUCGCUACCGCCGUACUUCGGAGGUGUCAUCACCGGCGGGGCCGAGGACGGAACCAUAUGGAUUGUAAAAGUGUCUGGGUCUGGAAACUUGUGAUGCUAAAAUGUGCAUGAUGAAAACACUGCCGAAUGCAGUCCGGCAUGACAACUUCCCAAAACGCUUUCUCAUAGGCAAUCCGCAUGGGAAGCUGCGUUUUUGCAUGACAAAAGAGGCUGCGACCGUUGUUGGUUGUGCAAUACAGAUUUUCUAGGUAUGGAAAGCUAGCAUGACAAGUUCCAACCUUCCAGACCCAGACAUUUUUGCAAUCCAUAAACCAUUCGGCUCUACAACGUGACGGAGGACCAGUCCGUGUCUUCCUCGCUAGUCUUCCAGUCGACGGAGGGCAAUCCCUACCCCAACACGGGGAUCUGCCAGCUGGUGUUACCCCCCCUCGCCGUGGACCCGAGUUGCCGCACGGUCACGGUCGGUUACACCAACGGUGUGAUAAGAACCUUCACGCUCUACCACGGCGCGUUUGUCCUCCGGGAAGCGCUGAAGCCGCACGCAAACGCGAAGAUUUCCUCCAUGGGUUUCAGUAUCAAAUGCAAAUAUGUCUGGGUCCUCUGGAAGAUCAAGGUUGCGAGACUUGUCAUGCUAGUCUGGCAUGAUUCUGCGCUCCCUCUGUAUUGCGUGGUCACCAAGAGGUCCUCUUGCCUGUCGUGCAAAAGCGUAGAAGUUUCUCAUGCAAAAUAGGCAGUACAGAAGCACAAUGAAAAAACUGGUCAUGCUUAGCGGCGCAUUUCAGAGCACUUAUUGUGCACGGACUUGCAUCACAAGUUUCCAGACCCAGAAAUAUUUGCAAUGCAUAUUCAGUCCCAACGCGCAAUUCUUCGUCUCGAUCGGCGAGGAUCUGACCGCGUUUUUCUUCACCGUGAACGCCGACAACAGCAGUCACGGCGGAUCGUUGCUGCUGCCCUUAGGGUUUGUCUCCUUCCACUCCAAGUGCCUCUCCUUCUCCUGGCAUUCGAGUUCCGCGAAACUGCUACUUUCCUUCCAAGACGGUACCGUCGGGGAGAUUCAAACGCCGAACCUAUCAACUGUAAAAAUGUCUGGGUCUGGAAGAAUCCAACUUGUCAUGCUGAUUUUGGAUUCUAAAAAAAUCUGUAUUGCAUGAGCAGCAAAGAGAGUCCAAGUUUUGCUACACGGAAAGAGCAUUUGUCAUGCGGUAUAGCCAUCAGGGAGCCCUCACAAAAUCUGUGAUGCUAGGGCAUGCAUCACAGAGAUCAGGAGUCAUGCAAAAUGUGCAUGACAAGCCUGGCAAUCUUCCAGACCCAGACAUUUUUACAUCUGAUAGAACCCAAGUGAGAUCGACACGCAGGACAGCUUCGAGAUCCAGUUACCACACAAACUCUGGAUGUAUCCUGUGUCAAAACGUCCCCACCCCAUAGUCAAGUUGGUAAAUCUGCAACACAAAUCUCCAAGUUUUGGGAGUUAUGCAUGACAAGUCUCCAGUUGUAAUGUAAUCGUGUUUAGCAAGGACAGCCGCAUCACAAAGACGCAUGCUUGUCCUGUUUACAGCAUUACAAAUCUCAUAACACGACUACAAAGUCCAAGUCCUCUCAUGCAGAUGCGCAUUGCAGAUGUUUCUGUGGAGGCAAAUCUGCAUGACAACUAUGGGGUGAGGACGUUCUUACUUAGGAUAGGAUGCCGGAAAGGUUCAUCCCUGCAGAGCCGUCGAGCGCCGAGGAGGAAGUGGUCGAGGGAGAGAAAAAGGAGGGCGAAGAAGAGGGCGAAGGUAUUACGAUGAAAAAUUCCCCCAGCCCCGAACUUGAGAGCAUCUGUAUAGCAAACCUUUCCAAAUGAAACAUUCGCCCUCUUGCAUCUAUCAGCAUCACAGAUUUCCGAUCGUGAAUAGCAAUUUGUAUUGCAAAAGAUCCCAGCAAGAGCGGCGUUUCCGUUUGUCAUGCAAGCGGUGCGAAACACGCCUAGACUCUGCAUCAGAAAGAUUCGUACUCCUUUCAUGCAUGACAAAAAGUUUUCAUUUGGAAAAUUCGCAUCACAAAUUUUUGCACCUUUGGGGGUGGGGGCGAUUUUCCUCGCGAUAGAAGGAGAGGAAGGAGCCGCUGAGAAGCCGAAAGCCGUUGUGGAAGCCGCGGUGGCGAAGCCGAAAAAGGCCAAACCCACGAAGAAGAACACGAUGGGCGAGGAAGUUGAGGAGGAGGCGGAGGCGAUCGAAAUUGUCGCCGCAGUCUACAGGAACGACGACACAGUGCUCUUCGCAGCGACGGGAGAGUAUAGUGAAGUUUUAACAUCUGAUUUUUGCGUUGACUGGAACGCAAUCACAAAUCGUUUAUUCUGCUUUAUGGGUCCUCGCGUCUAUACAAGAAGAUAGAACAACUACCUAUGCAUCCAUUCGAAAAUUAUUGAAAUUGCUCGGGAUCGAUCGUUCAUUCAAAAGAUUAAAUGCAAAAAAAAAUUCUCUAGGUACAAGCAGUACCUGUACUGCAUGUCCGUAGCCUCCUCCAGUUCCGAAGAAGGCCAGUGGAUUCCCACCAGCACGAAAUUCGGUGCCAAGUUGUACAACAGUAUGGCGUAUCCGAAAACGAAAUUCCCGGAAACCACCAUCGUUACCUGCAUGACUUUAUCCCCCCAGGCGGAUCUACUCAUGCUGGGCUUCAAGGAUUCCAGGGUGUGGCUGGUGCCACUCGAGCACGGGGCGGACCCCAGCAGCGAGCCCAUGAGGAAGUACGUGCAGGUGCUGCAGGGGUCAAGCAGAAGCGGGGCCGUGAAUUCGCUCAGCCUGAUGGGAAACAGCGUGCUUUUGAUCGCGGGCAAUGACGGAGUGAUGUACACGACGAGCCUGGCAAGAGAAGGCUUGAAACUAUACCAAGAAGCGGAUAAAAGUACUUUAUUUUUGGUCAAAUUUCAGAUUCUAGCAUAUUAACCUGACUCUGUCUAUUCACGUGUUGAAAAAUUGAAUCUUUGCAUGUCUGUGCAUGAAAAGGAAAUCAAUACGUGAAAAAAAUUCAAAACAAAAUCAGACGGGACGGCGGCCCGCUUCGAUGAGAAGCAGUGGGACAGCUACCGGACGCCACUCACCUUCACCGCAGUCGCAGACUGGAAAUUACCGACGAUAGAAGACAAACCCUCCGCGGUGAGGGACAUCACCGAUCCGGCCCAUUUUUCCGUGCAGGAGGAAAAAUUGAAGUCCGAAUUGGAAAACGCAAAAGCCGCAGCGGAAAAGAAGAAGGACCAUGUCAGGAGCCAGAUCGCGGCCAUAAGAAAAGACCUGGAGCUGCUGAGGGCGAGCAACGUCACGUAUAAGUAGUUUUUUUUCUUAAAAAUAAAAGAUGUAGUAGAUGAGUAACGCUUGUUCGCGAAAGUUUGGCAUACUGUACUGAGAAGGACGAGACGAGUGGUGGACAACUGAGCCUUGUCGGUUCGAUAUGAUAUCAUCUUCUUACUUUAAUAUGAAACGCAAACCCGUUAACAGCGACUCCGGGGCCGAAUUAAUCCCCAACAUGGUGGCGGAUCCGAGUUACAUCGAAAUCGUGAAGGCAGAGCAGCAACAGAAAAUCGAAAACGUGCACACCGAACUCGCGUGGGGCAUCGAGUACCACGAGGUGGCGAUAAAGAAAUUGAAGGAACGCUUUCUCGACGAAUUGGACCACGAUAUCCUGUGCAAAAACGUCCCCACCCUAGAGCUGUCAUGCAAAUGCGCAAUGAUAGGAACAUUUGUGAUGCGCAGCCCCAUGAGAGGCGUUUCCAGUCGCGUCAAAAUUUGUAUUAUGCUGUUAACAGGAUAAGAAAUUGACUUUGUCAUGCGGCUUUCCUUGCCAACCACCACUACACUGCAGAGGGAAACUUGUCAUGCACAGCUCCCAAAGCUUGUAGUUUUGUGUUGCUAGAUUCCCAACUUGACUCUGCGGCGGGGACGUUUUUGCAAAGGAUACGCGAGCGCGUCGUGGUCCGCGCGUUUUUGACCCCCUCAAAAAUCACGACCUUCCGGGUCAGCGGCCUCCCCGCGGCGCUGAAGGCGCACCUCGCGGGCCUGCACUCGUUGAUUUUCAAAUCCGGUGCGCAAACGAUGGACGACGACGAAGACAGCGAUUUGGACUUGCAGGACGGCACGAGCGUGAACAAGCUGAAGUCCUUGCAAGACUCCGCCGCGGUUGCGGUGCCGGGUGUGGCAAACCCGCUGGAAAAGGAAAAGGUCCUCACCUCCGCGGAGAUCCGGGCGGAGAGACGGGCGGCGCGGUUAGCGAGGAAGCAGGAGAUGAAAAAGUUGGAAGCGACCAAACCCGGGCCGAACAGUGACGAUCCGCAGGAUUUUAUCCAAGAAAAAAACUGUGUUAGUGUAACUCUUUUGGGAAAACUGCAUCACAAGUUUGUCUGCUAUGAUAGGAAAAACUUGUUAUGCGCAGAUACGAAGGGAAAACGCCUAGGAAGCGAGCCGAUCAUGCAUGUCAAGCAUGACAUCAAAUGUAACAGUUUUGCAUUUUCUGCAUCACAGAUUUACACUUACACAGUUUUUUUCUUGCAUAGAUCUGGACGCGAUCCAGCUGGCGAAGGACACUUUGGGAAAUUACUUGCUGAAAACCGCCCCAGACUACAAGGUAUCCUGUGCAGAAGUAUCGUACUCGUAUUGCAAUCAUGCAUUACAAAUCUUUUUCUCAAGGUAAAUCCGCAUUACAAAUUUUAUUUGUCAUGCUGAGAAAAUUUGUAAUGCAUUUCUACGAGUACGAUACAAUACUUUCGCGAUUCAUACAAGGUUCCAGAAAACCAAAGAAUCAAUGCGGAGAAGAAAAGGAGACAAAUGUUCUUAUUGGAAGAAUCGGUGCAUGCAAUCAAGAUGGAAUUCACGCAGAAGGUUUUGGCUUUGCGGGAUUUUAAGGAGGAGGUGAAGAAAUCCGUGAAGCGCGAUUUAAUCAUGCUCGAGCAGAUCGGGGGGUCCAUCGCCGACAAUUUGAAGGCGAUGGUGGUCGGAAAAGAAGCGACGCAAAUGGACGAAUAUCCGGAAAAGCGAUUUGAUUACACCGAAGAAGAAUUGACGGACUUCGCAAAGACCGGGAGACUAUUCGCGGACGAGGCGGGGAAUGGAGCGGUAAUUUUUUUUUUUGACUGAGUGGUAGGAUUUCGUUUUCCAAAGCCUGGCGCGCUUUUUACAAGUUCACUUCGCUUUAUUAUCUUGGAUCCGCAUUUUCAGUUGUAAUAUGGUCAAGUUUUGCUUUUCACAAUGUAAGUAUUCAAAAAAAAUCAGGACUCCGCCCCCUCGCACGAAUUUCCAACGGAAUACGAUAUUCGGUCUGUCUAUGCAUUUGGAAAAAAGUUUCGCACUGUUGUUGUGGGGAAGUGAAUUUUGUUGACAGAUGUUUUUCAGUCGCGGCUGACAUGCUGAGCAGGCGCCGCUUGAUUUGUGAACGAGUAAAGCACAAAUACUUACUCCACUGCAAGCAUGCGAUACAACUUUUUUUCCCCCUGACACCAGUCGGCUUAGGAAGAUGCAGAUGCGGCAGCGCGCCAUCACGAACCCGCUGUCAAGUUCCUCCAGCAACCCCCUGGCUAAAAUGUGCAUCGACGAGUACGAGCGAAGAACGGUUUACAACCGACAGCAGCUGGAGCAGCAAAUCCGGGAAAAAAUCGACGGAUUUGACGAGGCGGUCUGCCAGUUAGAGAAGGAAAAAGCAAAACUUGAGUCCGAUCUCAAGAACGCCCAGACGAAACUGUUACUGCUCUACGAGGAGCUUCAAACGCUGAACGACUUGGAAGCGGAGGACGCGAAACUGAUGCAGAAGUCUUCCAAGUGCAAGCAGGACCGGCUGACCAUCAUGGCGCAGAUCAAGGAGUGUCAGGACAAGCUGCAGGAGAAGCGGGACGAAAUCGAAAACUGGAGGAACGAAGAACAAAACUUACAGGCCGAAUUCACCGACACGGUCGGGGAAACCAGCCCGUUUCUGCCCGUGCUGCUCAAGCUGUACAAGAAGAAGGUUAAGAGGAAGAAGAAGAAGGCAAAAGACAGCGACGAAUCCGGGGACUCGGACGAGGAUAGCGACGACGACGACGUAUCUUCUGGGAAAACACCAUCGCACUCGCGUAAGGUGAUUUGCAGCUGUUAUUUGCAUGUUACAGCAGACUUUGUUCCCUAUUGCCUGUGUCUGCAUGACAAACUGCAUUUUUUUCCUGGGUUCACUUGCUCAUGCGAUUUAUAAUUACACUAGUGCGAUUAGUAGUUUUGGAAUGCAUAAAAGGAUGAUGAUGACGACGACAGCGACGAGGAAGAGCAGGAGGAGGAUGUGUGCCCGCAGGGCUGCGACAUGAGCGUUUACGAAUCGGUCUUAGAACUCCGAGACAAACGAUUAGACAUGGAGGACGCGUUGUUAGAGAUUCAAAAAGCGGUCGAGGAGUUGAGAAGAAGUCACCAGAAAUUGCUCUCCGACGAGAAAAAGAUCGACAAGGAACAGGAGCAGGCAGACAAGGAGAUCCAGGGGUUCCAGUCCGAAAAACAGAAAAUGUUGAACAAAAUCGUGCUGGCGCUCACCCUGCGGUUGAGUCAGGUAUACUGUAGUCAAAAAUUAUGUUACAUAAUGAAGCAACCAGAAUUGUCAGACAAUUCUGGUUGCUUCGUUGUGUCCACAGCAUGGUAGUUCGAUCUAUGCAUGAAAAGAAAGAACUAGGUCAUCACGACGCAACGCAGGCGUUUUAUGAAAACGAAAAAUUAUCAACAACAGGUCCAAUGCCUCACCGACCCAGAAAACGAGGGAGACUUUGCCCAGCUGGCUUUGAACCUGAACGACUACCUCGUGUUCCCGAACGAGAGACUGAGACUACUGAUGCAACGCAUCACGGAGCUGCACAACGAGAAGGCGAACGUGCGCAAGCAGUACAAGGCUUUGAAGAAGGAGUUUGUCGUCCGGGGGAAGCAGAAGAAGCUGGUCGCGGCGGAGAUUGAAGAUCUGGAAAUCAAGUUUCAGGACCUGCAGCGGCUGAAAUUCGGGCAGCAAAUCGAUUUGGACCUAAUCGAGAAGGAGACGGAAGAAGACCCCUACAUGAUUGAGUUAGAAAACAAGAUCGGGUCCGAGGAAAAGGAAAUGAAGAAGACCAAAGCCCACUGGAUGAAGAAGCUCGACGACGUGACGAAAUUAUUGCAAAGCGAAACGGACAGAAACACGGAAUUGAACGAAAAGUUGGUGGAGCUCGGGUACCAGAAGGUCGAGUUGGACGAAACGUUGAACGCCAGAAUCAGCAAUGUCACGAUCAACGACGACGUCACGCUAGAACUCCGGAUAAAAGAGGAGGAGAAGAUGCAAGAACAAAUUUCGGCACAGCAAGCGGAGAUCCAGACCUUGCAGGCGGAAAUCCAACUGUUCCGGAAGAAGGGCGGACAUAUCUACACCACGGUAACCUCGAACCGGCACAACUAGGUGCUGGGUUAGUUCACGCUUAUCGUGUCCGAUCAUAUUAUUUCGGGUUGCGGUGCUGGGAUGCGGUCGGAGGGGAGAUGAGUAAUAGACCGAUUCCUUUGUUGGUCGUGCAGAACUUUUCAUAAGUUAGCAGAACCAGCAGUGGGAUUCACUUUGCGAAAAUUUUACUUACACAUCAGUUGUUAUUCAGAUUACAGAACACUAGGUAUCAAAAUCCAAUAGCAGGGACGGAGAGUACAGCCAGUGGCUGUUAUUGUGGCCCUCUCGUCCAGAAUGUGAAUCGUUUAGUGGUAUUUUACGAAAUAGAUGGCGCUGCGGCGCUAUGCAAACAUCGGCACAAAUUAGCAGUCGAAAUUAAAAGUUUAGGAUUCAAUCAGAUAGUGCUGUAGCUGUUGUAGAUGCGCUUAUGCAGGAAAAAGUGCGUGUUAAGUAUCCUUGUUAGUAACCUGACAAAAGAUGAAAUAGAUCAUUCGCUCUUAUGUUUAUCCAUUUUAGCAACGUUUAGAGGCUGGAACGAGGCAGAACUCGGAUGUCCUCUCGGCCUACUACUUCUUACGGUUUUAUUAGCUUAGUAUCAAACUGAAAGUUGCAAGCCGGAACUUUUCGUCAAACUGGAGUAAACAACGCUAUGCGGCGACUAAGCGCCGCAGCUGCGGUCUCGUGGCUGCAAAGAAUGUCUUUUGUAUGAUUUACAGAUGCUGUUGAUGUAACUCAAGCUUCUCUGCUUUGAAAAU
Messenger RNA from Amoebophrya sp. A120, 11515 nucleotides. NCBI's taxonomy places the organism in Eukaryota, Dinophyceae, Syndiniales, Amoebophryaceae. The record is from the annotation of a GenBank genome assembly.